Messenger RNA from Nicotiana tabacum (common tobacco), 2131 nucleotides. NCBI's taxonomy places the organism in Eukaryota, Viridiplantae, Streptophyta, Magnoliopsida, Solanales, Solanaceae. The record is from RefSeq and is a predicted model, not a curated record.
UCAAGGAUUUUUGGGUGGGCAAGUACUUAUUGAAUCCUCCAUAAAGUGAUUUAGAAAUGUCAACUGCAGCUUCCAGAAGGCUUAUUACCUUGGGCUAACUUCUUCGAAUUUGCUUGUGUUGCUUUGAUAAUUUAUCAGCUCUUGGUUGAUGUAAUUUAUCUCCCACUUGAAACCUGUCAUAUGUUGUCAUCAGUACUCUUUUGCACCUAGAACCAGGAAAAAGCUACUACAGUUGAUUUGAUCUUUGCUAGCUGUUUCUUUUUUUUUCCUUGUACUCUCUUUGUCCGGUGUGCAUAAGGCUAAAAUUUACGGCAAGGUAUUAACUAGGAUGGAUGUAUGGCUAGGCAGAGUCUUUUCAUUAGGCUUAUUUUGUUAUUCAAUGAACAGAUGCACUACUUGCAGAGGGCAUUGCAUUUCUUCACAUCUCACUUGGACAUACCUAAUUUGAGCCUAUUGUAGGUUGAAGAUUGGAAGGUGAUGAUUGGACCCUUGAUAGAUAAGCUUUUUGCUGAGCCAUCAAAUGCAGUAAUAGUCAGGUUCUUGAGUUUCAUAAGCGAGCACUUGGCAAGUGCAGCAGAUUUUGUCUUUCAACAGAUUAUUUCUUACACAAGAAGGCAGAAGGACAGCCUUGAUGAGGGUGCACAUCCAAACUAUGAUGCUGCAGAACGGCAGCUCGAUCUUUUUAAUCGUCUCUGCCCAUUUCUCAUAGUGAGGUUGCUUCCCUUACGAGUAUUCGACGAUCUCAACUCAUAUGCUUUCUAUGAUGAACUUCCAACCAAACUGGCUACACAUGAUGAUGAAUGCUUGGGAACUCAAAGCACUGAAUGUGUGGCUGGACUUCUGAUCAACAGGGCAUUGAGCAACUCUGAAUAUGAUGAUGUUCGAAGACUUGCAGCUGAGCUGUGUGGGAGAAUUCACCCAAAGGUUCUCAUUCCAAUAAUGUCAUAUCAGCUGAAAAAUGCCUCUAAUUCCAAAGAUUUACUGAAGAUAAAAGCUUGUCUAUUUUCAACUUGCACAUCUCUCUUGGUAAGAGGCACAGAUGCAUAUGCGCAUCCUGACGUUUUGCAGAUAAGGAAGGCAAUAGAGACUGUCUUAUUAUGGCCUUCAGUGGAUGGGGAUGAUAUUUCAAAGGCACAACAUGGUUGCAUUGACUGUCUAGCAUUGAUGCUGUGCACUGAAUUGCAAGCCUCAAAAGCUGUCAAGAACUCAACAUCGAGUGAGGCUUGUUUUGAGCAGAGCAUUGUCUCUUUAGGGGAUUCUGUCGCAAAAGGCUCAGUCUGCAGUUACGUGAUCCACCAGUUGGCUUGUGAUGAAGAUACCAUUAUUUCGUUGAAGUUGGGUAGAGAUGAGGUGCCAAAAGCCCACCUCUCUUUUCGGUUGUGCAUGGCAAAUGUGCUGAUUAGUGCUUGUCAAAAGGUUCCUCGUGCUAGCAAGAAACCAUUUGUUUCGAAAAUUCUUCCUUGUAUCCUCCAUUCUGUCAAGGAAAUUGCAGAUUCAGAAGUCAGGGCUGCAUGUAUCCAAGUAUUCUUCUCAAUGGUGUACCAUCUAAAGUCUCUAGUUCUUCCUUACUCUUCCGAUCUUCUCAAAGCGUCGAUAAAGUCGCUUAGAGAAGGAUCAGAGAAGGAAAGGAUUGCUGGUGCCAAGUUACUAGCAUCUUUAAUGGCGAGCGAAGAGACGGUUAUACAGAACAUUUCUGGUGGCCUUCUGGAGGCUAGGGCCUUACUUCAAGAUAUAUGCUCUUCAGAUCCUUCGUUGGAUGUACGGAAAAUGUGCCAGAGAUUGCUUUUAUGUUUGACCUCUGUGUAAAAACUUGGUGUUUUUUUUCUGUUUUCUUGCCGCCAUUGUCUCCUCAGUUAUAUACUCUUGACCUCUGUGUAAAAACUUGGUGUUUUUUUUCUGUUUUCUUGCCGCCAUUGUCUCCUCAGUUAUAUACUCUUGACCUCUGUGUAAAAACUUGGUGUUUUUUUUCUGUUUUCUUGCCGCCAUUGUCUCCUCAGUUAUAUACUCUUGACUUGUAAAGUACAGCUACAAAUGUACAGUGAAUUCAAUAGCUUGGGAUACUAUGGUAGUUUCUUCCUAUUUUACCAAAACAAAAUUGUAAACACCAGGUAGGGGUUACUUUGUUUCAACA